Strongyloides ratti is the source of this 927-nucleotide messenger RNA. Its product is annotated as PDZ domain-containing protein. The record is from RefSeq and is a predicted model, not a curated record. NCBI's taxonomy places the organism in Eukaryota, Metazoa, Nematoda, Chromadorea, Rhabditida, Strongyloididae. The transcript has a single exon. Gene Ontology annotation, molecular function: protein binding. Bases 1 to 927 code for a protein of 308 amino acids.
AUGGAUUUAGAAAUAAUUAUUUUUACAGUUGAGUUAACGAUUCAACAAUUGCCAUUUGAUGAUAUUGAGCUUAAUCAACAUCUUUUUGUUACAGGUGUAGCAGAGUAUUUUAUUAAUCAUUUAAAAAUUGGUGAUAAACUUAUUCAAAUUAAUGAUGAGUAUGUUUCAACAAUAGAUAUUUUUGAAGAAAUUAUGGAAGAUUUAUUAUGUAAACAGGUAACAUGUCAUUUUGAAAGAAUUGUUUGUAAAAAUAAUGAUUUAAUACCAAUAUAUGAAAUUGAAAGUAAAUCAUUACAGUUUGUAGAUAUGAAAGAAGGGUAUAUUUAUUUUGGUUUUCGUUUAACAAUUACUAAUGAAAAUGAAUGUAUGGGUUUCUAUCUAAAACAUUAUCAAUCUAAAGUAUUAAUAACAAAAUUAACUCCAAAUUUUAAAUUAUCUAGAUGUUUAUCUGUAGGUGAUCAUAUUAUUGCGGUUAAUGAACUUCGUGUUAGUAAUAAACAUAUAUGUCAUGAUAAGUUAAUUAAAAUGUUAAGACAAUAUAAUUGCGCAAUUUUGAUUAUAGAACGGCCAAUAUCAAAUGAAGCUAAGAAAUGGACAUAUAAAGCAUUAAAUUCUAGGUUAGAUAAUCCAGCAUCUGUAAAAAUGAAAGCUGAUGUUAGAGAUAUUGCAAUGAAAAUAAAAAAUGAAAUGAUACUUUGUGAUAGUGGAUAUGAAAAAACUGUGAAGUCAAUUUUAAUAAAAAAUCCACCUACUGAAUAUCCUAGUGGUGAUGAUACUCCUACAGUAACAUUUGAAAAAGAAACUACAGAAUUUAAUAUUGGUACUGAUGUCUCAGCAUCUAAAAAAUUAAAGAAAGUUAAAAAACCAACAAAAGCACGAAUCCUUGAAAAUAAGAAACCAAAGAAGAAAAAAAGGAAAUUUUGCUGA